GCGAGCAAAAGUGACGGAAAGUGAAGCUGACGAAGUAAGCGUAACCAAGUACGAAACCGAUACACCGAAGCGUUGCAAGGUUAUUCGACAAUACUCCUUACAAAUACCGUUUUAUUACGAGCAAAAAUGGCACAGAGAUUUCCUGUGCCAAAUGCAGGAAGUAAUGGGCCCCCGCCUCAACGGUAUCCGCCGUCGUCGGUGCCGCCAAAUCUACGGCAAUACUCUGGACCUAACUUCCCGAUGCAGCAGAGAUCUGGAUUCACUCCGCCUCCACAAAUGGGUAACGCUGGGCCAGGUCCUGGCGGGAUAAUGAGACCAAGUCAACCUUACUCAAAUAUGCGUCAGGGCCCAAUGCCUACACCGCCUGUUGGAAAGAGAAGUGCGGACCAACGUAUUCCUAUGUCCCAGCAAAAGCCGUAUGUUUGGAACAGUGAUUUUUCACAUUCCACAUCAAAGAAAAAGAAGAAAUUGGCAGACAAAAUAUUGCCGCAGAAAGUGCGCGAUUUGGUGCCAGAAUCGCAGGCUUAUAUGGACUUGCUGGCGUUCGAGAGAAAAUUGGACGCGACUAUCAUGCGAAAACGUCUUGAUAUUCAGGAAGCUUUAAAGCGCCCGAUGAAGCAGAAACGAAAAUUGCGUAUUUUUAUCUCAAACACAUUUUAUCCUGCUAAAGAGGCGGGCGAAGGAGAGGAAGGAUCUGUGGCAUCUUGGGAACUUAGAGUCGAAGGACGUCUUUUAGAUGACACGAAGAAUGAUCCCAAUAAGGUAAAGCGAAAGUUCUCGUCUUUCUUCAAAAGUUUGGUAAUAGAAUUGGACAAAGAUCUCUACGGUCCUGACAACCAUUUAGUCGAGUGGCACCGUACGUUGACUACUCAAGAAACCGACGGAUUUCAAGUUAAAAGACCGGGCGACAAAAACGUUCGCUGCACAAUCCUUCUUCUUCUCGAUUAUCAGCCAUUGCAGUUUAAAUUGGACCCAAGAUUAGCGCGGUUAUUAGGUGUGCACACACAGACGCGACCAGUCAUCAUAUCCGCACUCUGGCAAUACAUAAAGACCCACAAGCUCCAAGACAGUCACGAAAGAGAAUUUAUUAACUGUGAUAAAUACUUGGAACAAAUAUUUGCCUGCUCACGAAUGAAAUUUGCCGAAAUACCACAACGACUGAAUCCUUUGUUACAUCCACCCGAUCCCAUCGUUAUAAAUCAUGUUAUAAGCGUAGAAGGUACAGAAACGAAGCAGACUGCGUGUUAUGACAUUGACGUGGAAGUGGACGACACAUUGAAAACGCAGAUGAACAACUUCUUGCUGUCGACCGCAAGCCAGCAGGAAAUUCAAAGUUUGGAUAACAAAAUUCACGAAACCGUUGAGACGAUUAAUCAAUUGAAGACUAAUCGCGAGUUCUUCCUGAGUUUCGCUAAGGAUCCGCAACAGUUCAUCAACAAGUGGAUUAUCUCUCAGACUAGAGAUUUAAAGACCAUGACCGACGUUGUUGGCAACCCAGAGGAAGAACGGAGAGCUGAAUUUUAUUACCAACCUUGGGCACAGGAAGCUGUGUGUCGUUACUUUUAUACAAAAGUGCAGCAAAAACGAGCGGAGUUGGAGCAAGCACUGGGUAUCAGAAAUUCGUAAAAUUAUUAAAGCUGUACUUGAUCUUUUUAUCAUAAAGCUAUGUAAGAUAUUCGUAAGUGUCUGCCUUUAUAACUAUUGCUACAUGUAAUGCUAUAUUAUGGCUUAUCUUUCAAAACAUAUAUUUGUAACAUUAAUGUAGAAUAUACAAACUAGAGCUUUUGAUUGGAUACAUGUUUUAAUUUAAGAUUCACUGUACACGUAAUCCGUGUACACGGAUUUAAGGUGCCUUUAUUCACGUGCACCUGUGUACGUGACACGUGUACACAUACAUAUAGUCAUGUAUGUGAUACGUGUAUUCGGAUAUUCGUGUAUGCGACACGUGUACUCGAAUAUCCGUGCAUGUGUGAUGCGUGUAAACGUGUGCAAAUAUUAAUCAAAAUUUGAUGAAAGAUCUCUAUUUCUGCAUAUGUGGUCUGACAUAUGUAUACGCAUAAUUCCAGCAUUCCAAGUUUUAUCCAGAUUUUAUCACAUAAUUCUCUAAAUAUUUUCCUAUUGAGGUAUACACGGCUACACGUUUACAUAUGUCACAUACACGGAUAUUCGUGUAUCACGUUCGCAGAUAUUCGUGAACACGUGUUCAUGGAUUCACGUAAAUAGAUUCUUUAAAUUCGUGUACACGGGUUAAAACAUGUAUAAGAUAAAUACACGGAUUACAUGUAUAGUCUAGUACACGUGUACUAGGGAGCUGUAAUACAAACAAAUUGCAUUAAUUUACUCAAAGCAAAGUUUAUACCUGUAUGAAAAUAAAAAUAUAACAAAGAA
Vollenhovia emeryi is the source of this 2388-nucleotide messenger RNA. RefSeq names its product brahma-associated protein of 60 kDa (gene Bap60). Gene Ontology annotation, cellular component: nucleus; SWI/SNF complex. The coding region runs from base 127 to 1626 and encodes 499 amino acids. The transcript has 7 exons. Lineage: Eukaryota; Metazoa; Arthropoda; Insecta; Hymenoptera; Formicidae. Gene Ontology annotation, biological process: regulation of transcription by RNA polymerase II. The record is from RefSeq and is a predicted model, not a curated record.